AUGAAUUAAGUGGUAUUGAGAUUUUGGAAUUUAUAGUGGAAACUGAUAUAUUACUGCUUAAUAAAGGAAUUAAGAGAAAAUUAAAUUCUUAUGUAGACGAAAAUUUGGAAAAAAUAAUACGAA
This is a messenger RNA of Racocetra fulgida, 123 nucleotides long. Lineage: Eukaryota; Fungi; Glomeromycota; Glomeromycetes; Diversisporales; Gigasporaceae. The record is from the annotation of a GenBank genome assembly.